AUGGCAGGGACGACCAUUCCAUUUUGUAUUUUUGAAGAUGGCGAUCUUUGCGUGGAGUCCUCAGCGCACCCUGAACAAGGAGCCCCAUCGCUUUUGAUUUCUCUGGAGCCCCUUCUUUCUUCUGUGGUGCGUGCAAAAAGCUCUUGGUCGGCUGGGGCAAACGCCACGGAGAACACUUUGGUGUGUCACCUGUCUGCAUGGAACAAAAGGGAAAAAUUGUGCCUUAUAGCCUCCCUCCGCUCAUGCAUUGAGGAUGCCUCACCUUCCAAUAUGAACGUCCCCAGUACAUCUGAUCCACUUGGCGUUACUGAGGUUGGUGGUGGUUGUGAGGUUAAAUGCGUUUCUCCCGGCCAGCAGACGAGAGAAGAUUCCUUUCCUCUUAAUAAUGCCUUUGUGGAGACCGUUGUUCGUGGGUCCUUCUGGAGGACUUUUGGCCGUAGGGGAGGCAGGGACACCAACCAAAAGGGUGUUAUGUCGGAUGGGGAAGUGCUAGAUAUGGAACGAGUUCAUACCAGGGUACGGGAAUUGCGUCGAUUCUUGCAGCAGCGCCAUGAGAGUGAGUUCAGAACCAAAAAGCCUAUCGCAAAAUCAAGUGGAUUGAGAGGUGUUCAGGGGCAAAGAAAGGAAACCGACGAGGAAGAAACAGUGGACAUGAAGCGCUUGCUCACAAUUAUGACAGGCUCAACAAGGGGACAUUCGACCCAGAGCGUGGCCUUUGGCGGCAAUGAGCCAUUCCUGGUAGGGCUUGUUUGCCGCGAACUGACUGCGGGGUCGACCCCCCGCGUUCUCUCCGUGCGUCCUUUUGUCACGGCGGGACUAACAACCACCUCCUGUGAAAGUGGCGAGGACUCGGUGAGAGGCAAUUUGGGGAAUGAAGAAAAUGAGGAAGAAAAAACCGAGCUGUCUUUGAGCGUGAUGUUACUCGAACUGGGGAUCGACAAGCUGGACUUUGAGAAGAGUCAGAUGUCCCCCAUUUGGCAAACACUCGUGUCGGUAACUGACUUUGUUUACGCCGUGGGUUGCUCAACUACCAUCAACCAUGUCGCUUCUAUGAUAGAUGACGUGUAUCACGCGGUAAUUACAGCCCCAGGGCCGAUGCACGCCAGAGUUGGAUGUGGCGCUCGGCCAGCGGAAUGUCCCUUCUUCUUUUAUACUGUUUUGGGAGAAGCCCCAUGCAGUAUGAAGCAGAUCCCCGCAAGGUCGCAUUGCGUUGGUGACCUUCAGGCAGUGUUCUCUCACUUGUUACGGAUGAAAGAAAUGCAGGAGUCAACAUGUUCUCGAAAUCCGUUUCACUGGUCCAUGCUUUUAGGGCACAUGUGGUUUCUCACGAAGGGUGCGCAUGGUAAGACUUUAUCUUCUCCUAUAGAGGGAAGGAUGAACGACGCCAUCGUUGCGGCAGUGGAGCUGUUUGUAGCCACUGCGGAAGGUGUCCUUCUAGCCAUGUACGCCAUGGAGCCACUACCACCCUUGUCAGUUUGGGGGGAUGACAUUGGCACAAUGACCGCUGUUCCGCGACACUUCACUCUGGAGGAUGUGCUGCAUGUCGCCAAUCAGUUGGCGUUGUUGGCCUUUGACACGGAUGUAGCUCCUUGCUUGUUUAGUGGCCAACUCACUCCGCGACAUGACGUACUUUUGGAUGAGUACUGCGGUUGUCGCUAUCACAUUACUAAAGAAGAGUUGCAGCGGGCAUGUCAUUUGGCGUCAGAAUCGCUCAAAGAACGCAUUUCGGCCUUCACAACUUAUUCUGCCGUGCAAUUGUUGAAACAGUCAUCUCUUGGGAUAACGUCCGUGUGGGGUCCAACUGGGGGCGAAAAAAGGCCGGAAAAUGUCUCUCUCGCCUGUGUCAUAGAAGACUGCACUCAUUGGAUAGAACAGUUUCUCACGGUCCUGCUUCUGCCCCACUAUGGGGUAGAGGAGGGAGCCGAGAACAAUAACGCAAGCGGUCGUCGAAACGGUCCGCCUUGUCGCAUGAUGGAGAGUCCCAUUAUUUCAACCUGGGUCCCCACGGCCAAAGCCGUUGUGUUUUCGGAGCACGUAAAGAAUUCCCUUCUUCCUGCCUUGCAGGCGAUUGCGCGAGAGCGGGAGUCGCUCUUUCGUGCGAAGGAAAUUGGCGAGUCAGAGGCGCGAGAGGCACUGCGUCUCAUGGAGGAUAACUGCAUCCAGCUUCAGCGGCGGUGUAAGCGGGCGGAAGCUCAACUGGCGCAUCAACGGUGUGCGGCGCAAGAAGCCAAGCGGCGUAGCGAUAUCCUUCGUACACAACUCCAUGAAUCAUGUAAGUGUUUGCAGACGCUGGUGAAGACAUGUGUUGGGUAUGAAGAGACACACAGAAGCUUCACACGUGAGUUAAGGUUCCGGCUAAAGCACGGAUUUGCGACGGGUGAAAUUACGCCUAUGCCGGAUUCACCACCGCAGUACCCGUGGACACAUGAUCGCGAGAUGGAAAUGGAUGCCCUUGUGACGACGCCAUCGAAGAAUGUUGUCUGUGAAAAUUCUGCUGAAACUGAAAGGGAAAUGACGAGGCCGUUGAGUGAUACUAAGAAGGAAGUUUCAGCAGAGGAAACACGGGGCCCAUCACCGGUGCCAUGUGAGCAGGUGGCACUUUUAAAACGAAUGCUUUGCGAAGCACACCAGCAGCUGGAGGUCAGUUACAAUACGCUGCUCUGUCUCUACGAGGAUGCCCGCGGGGCUCUUCGCAACCUGAGCACUGCGAGUGCCGAGUGUAGCAGCGUUAGUCUCAACGAUUCGCGUCAGUCGUUCCUUUCCGUUUCGCAGCAAGCCACGCGUACCAUGACGUCUGUCCGACGUAUUGGUCGGUCUCUAAAUACGUCUGUGGGCGACGCAGCGAGUGGGGAGAUCUCUGCAGUGAGUUUGGAGUCUACUCCAAAGAAGUCUGCCGCAGGGCGUGAGAUUUCGUGCCAUGGUGUUUGUCGGAGUGAUGAAAGCCAAACGCUUCUGACCAAAGAUUUCUCGAAAUCACCUUCGCGGGAGCUCACUCAAAUUGCAUGUGCAUCGCAGUGCACCGAUGCUAUGCCUUCCACGGACCACAUGCAGUUGCAUAAGCGACAGCAACAUGGCGCUGAGGGAAAAAGUCGGCAGCAACGAAGGCCCUUUUCCACAUGGACGGCAGCAGUGCCGCCUCCCCCUUUGCCGGAUCUCGGCGUUAACUCCGCCGUCGAUGCCAUCGCCGAUCUUCAACGCCAACGGCAGGAGGCUGUGGAAGCCCUCACCCAACUGUCAGGGCGGUAUGAGGCAGUGAAGAGAGAAUUAGAUGAAAGGAAUGCCGCAAUUGCCGAUGCAAACUGCAAACAGAAGAUGGAAGAGGAACGGUGGCGUGCGGAACGAGAGGCACUCCUGCAGCGGCUCUGCGCAGCCACAAAUGAGAAGCAUCUAGCAGAGAAUGAAUACCGGAGAUGUCAAAAGGAGGUGGAACGUUGGGCGCAGUCGUGGUUGGAAAUGAUGGCCAACUCCGCGGAAGAAGCAGAGAAUAUUUUUACUGGUGACGAAGGUAUAUACACUUUUGCCGUGAAUGGUGGCGAGAAUGGCGAGAAUGGUGGAAAAGAGGAGGACGGGAAGCGUGUGAAUGGCAAACACGAGACGACAUCCAUCUGCUUGAAGACUCCAGAGGAAGCUCUCCGCUCUGGAAAGAUGCGGCUCCGAAGCCUCAUGAUGCAGGUGCAAGUAGCUGCGCGCGAGCGUGUGAAGAACGUGGCGGAACGACAUAUUGUGGCGUUGCAAAGGGAAAUUGAAGAUGCGAGAGAACAAGUUUACAAGGAGGAGCUGCAGAAACGGGCCGAUGCCACCGCCACUCUUCUUAAAUCGGAAGAACGGGCGCAGAUGGUAGAGGAAGUGAAUCGUCUGCAGGAAGCCCUUGCAGUCAUGCUGGAAAGAGAAGGGGCCUUACGGCUCGAUCGUAAUGAGCUCGCAUUGCAGAAAGAAGACCUGUGGUGUCGUCUUCAUCGUAUGGAGAGUGCAUACAUGGCAUUAUUUAAUGUGUGGGAAGACACAAUGCUGAAGCGAUGCGCAUUUAUUCUGUGGCAGUGGAGUUCACUUGUCAUGGGCCUCUGUGAAGAAAACGCUGUCCUGAGUGCAAGGCUAAAACAGUCGCAGGCGGAAGUGCGAUACCUCGAGGAAACUCUCCAGGGGCAAGCAGAUGGUACUCAACAGGCAGCAGAGGAGAUAAAACAAACGGCAAUGCAGAUGGAGAGGAAUCUUGUCGCCCAAUCAACUGCGGAGAAACGCGUUUCAGAGCUCCUUCGACGCCUAGACCAGCUGGUCACACUCUACGGGUUAUCACUUGACACAUGGGAACAGGCCAUGGCGCAACGGUGCGAGCUCAUUGUUGAGCACUGGAACGAUAAAUCACCUCAUCAUCUUUAUCGCCAGCCAAAAACAGAACGCGAGUUGACGUCACGUGAGGAGCGUUCGCCUCAGAGAAUAGAGACGCAUGAACCCUGUGGACUUCUUCAUGAAUUGCAACAAAAGAAGCGACGCAUUGCGGAGCUGGAGGAGGCAUUGCGUCAAAAUAAAGUCCGGUGUGCAACGCUGGAGGAGGCAUUGCGUCAAAAUAAAGUCCGGUGUGCAACGCUGGAGGAGGCGGUGGCUCAACUAAACGCACUGCUAAAGGCCCAGCGAGAACUGGGGAUGGCGGGGGCGCCAUCACCACCACUCAUUUCGCAAGAAUUCGGGGUGUUGAAUACGUUGCCCGCACGAACCGCCAAUGUGGCUCCUUCGGUGGUGAAUUCCUUCUAUGCAUCCCCCAAUCGUGCGUGUGAAACCAACAUGCGAGAAUACUCCCUGUUGGGAGGCGUCGCUGCAGGUUCCUCGCCAAUUGCAGGAAGCAAGCGUCCUGCGGUGUUCAGUGAGGCUUAUCAUGGGGUGGGCUCGGCGAGGGGUUUGGAUGGGGAAGAGGAUGCCUUGGAGCCGCGAUCACUGAGUUGGUACCUGCAGUCAUUCUCAGCCAUUGAAAGUACCUUGUCACACUGA
Trypanosoma cruzi is the source of this 4983-nucleotide messenger RNA. RefSeq lists its product as uncharacterized. NCBI's taxonomy places the organism in Eukaryota, Euglenozoa, Kinetoplastea, Trypanosomatida, Trypanosomatidae. The transcript has a single exon. The record is from RefSeq and is a predicted model, not a curated record. The coding region runs from base 1 to 4983 and encodes 1660 amino acids.